GAAAUAAAAUGAAAAGAUGCUGCAAUGCUUAGGCCAUCUCCUACCUGCUUAUUCAUGAUGGCAGAACACGCAGUAUUUUUGUUUCUUUUAUUCCCCUAGGUACGUGUGCUCAGACCUGCAGGAGUCCAGAGGACUCGGAGGGACCUCCUCUCCCAGCUCCCUUCUGCUGACACGCCGUCUCCAUAGGCAACUACAGAGAAGAGACCAAACAUCCUGCAUCCACACCCGCAAACACCGACUUGGGUUUGGAUGCAGGGAAGAUAUCAGGAAGCUCAGUGAGCUGGCAGUUGAAGCAGAGGCGUUGGUGUCGGGUGCUUCAGGUUCUAUUUUUGACUUGGACCAACCAUUUCUUUUCGAUUCAGCUUUCCAUCUGUGAGAUGGAAAAUAAGGCUGCUUGCGGGUGGAUCGUUCUGCUGAGGGCAGGGCUGUCAGCGGGUGAUGCUUUGUUGAAUUCUGCUUUGUUCUGCUCUGCUUUGCUGCCUGCAUCCCUGCUGUGCAUUCCUGGGCAGAGAAUGGUGAAGGGUCACAGCAUCCAAUGACAGAAUUGAUGUCAGGUGGGACUCUGCUCUGUUACGGCACGGCCUGGUGCCUUCUGCUGCAGCAUCUGAUGUGCAGUUUCAACUGCUGCCCUUUGGAUGAGCCAGGGUGUCUGCAGGGCCAGAGAUGUACACUGAAUGGAGCUGCAGCCCUUGUGUAAAGCACUUUCAUUACUGUCCAAGGCAUGGAUUUGAGUUUGGAGACAGGCACAUGUGGUGGAGUCACCAGACCUGGAGGUGUUCAAGAACAGUGGAGGUGUGAUACUGAUGUCUAGUGGGGAUGGUGGGGCUGAGCUGAUGGUUGGAUGAGGUGAUCUUAGUGGUUCUUUCCAGCCCUGAUAAUCCUGUAACUCCAUGGCCCAGCACCGUGUGCUUCCAUCUGAUGUCCCCAGCUCUGGGAUUAGCAGCAGACAGGUGGUGAAGGCCAAGUGAAAGCCAUCAGCUCAGCCCUUCCUGCCUGCCUCUGGGUGAAGGAGCUCCCACAGGUGCCUUCAUUUCACUGCAUUCUCCAGACCCCAGCAAUUAGAGGCUUCCUCCUUUUUCUCCAGGAAGUACCUCCAACUCCUCUUGUUCCUCUUGCACCAGUCACAGCUGCCAAAACACGACUUAAGGGAGCCUCUCCGUUCCAGAGCCCCAACCCAGAGCCGCAUCUGCGCCGAGCAGAAGGUCUGUGGCGAUGGAACCCAACAUCGAGGAGCCUGAGUGCUGACAGCAGGACAGCACUUGGAGACGCUGGUAGCACCAACCUGAGAUACAGAGGCAGCAACCAUGCUGAAGCCAAGUGGACUUAAAAUCCCUGGCAGGGCAGGGAAGCACUCCAGCCCAGUGGGACGAGCAUCAGGGACAGCAGCAGCGACCGUCACCACUGGUACAAAGGAAGGCUCGCCUCUUCACAAGCAAAGUGCCACCUCCACCUCCAGCGCCGAGAAGUCGGGAUCGAAGGCUGCCGAGGUGGGCGAUGACUUCCUGGGAGACUUUGUGGUAGGCGAACGGGUCUGGGUGAACGGAGUGAAGCCAGGAGUCAUCCAGUACCUUGGGGAAACACAAUUUGCUCCGGGCCAGUGGGCGGGAGUCGUGCUGGAUGAUCCCGUGGGUAAGAACGAUGGCUCUGUCGGAGGCGUGCGCUACUUCGAGUGCCAACCGCUGCAGGGGAUUUUCACACGACCUUCCAAGCUGACGCGGCAGCCCGUGGCCGAGGGCUCAGGAAGCGACGUCCCCUCCGUGGAUUCGCUUACGGCUCAGAACUUGUCCCUGCAUUCGGGGACGGCCACACCGCCGCUCUCCACUCGCGUCAUCCCAUUGAGGGAGAGCGUCCUCAACAGCGCCAUGAAGACGGGCAACGAGUCGGGAUCCAACCUGUCGGACAGCGGGUCUGUGAAGAAAGGGGAGAAGGACCUGCGGCUCGGGGACCGCGUGCUGGUUGGUGGGACGAAGACAGGAGUUGUGCGCUACGUGGGAGAGACAGAUUUUGCCAAAGGAGAGUGGUGUGGAGUGGAGCUGGAUGAGCCCCUGGGGAAGAACGAUGGGGCUGUGGCUGGGACAAGAUAUUUUCAGUGCCCUCCCAAGUUCGGCCUCUUUGCUCCCAUCCACAAGGUGAUUCGGAUUGGGUUUCCAUCAACCAGCCCUGCCAAGGCAAAGAAGAGCAAGCGGAUGGCCAUGGGAGUGUCUGCCCUAACCCACAGCCCCAGCAGCUCCUCCAUCAGCUCCGUCAGCUCAGUGGCUUCGUCUGUUGGGGGCAGGCCCAGCCGCAGUGGGCUGCUGACUGAGACCUCCUCUCGUUAUGCCCGUAAAAUCUCUGGCACCACGGCUCUGCAGGAGGCUCUGAAGGAGAAGCAGCAGCACAUCGAGCAGCUGCUGGCAGAGCGCGACCUGGAGCGGGCCGAGGUGGCCAAGGCCACCAGUCACAUCUGUGAGGUGGAGAAGGAGAUCGCCAUCAUGAAGGCCCAACACGAGCAGUAUGUCACAGAGGCAGAGGGGAAUCUCCAGCGAGCACGAGCACUGGUGGAUGGGAUGCAGAAGGAGAAGAUUGAACUGCUAAACCAACUGGAAGAGGAGAAGAGGAAAGUGGAGGACUUGCAGUUCCGUGUGGAAGAAGAAUCCAUUACCAAGGGGGAUUUGGAGCUAACCACGGUGGCGGAGCAGUCCCGCAUCCUGCAGCUGGAGGAGGAGCUGAGCCUGCGGCGCAGCGAGGUGGAUGAGCUGCGGCAGUGCUUGCGGAGCUCGCACCAGGCUGAGACCCCCGAGCACAGCCUUGGCUUGCAAUCUGAGGCACUUCGUCUGCGGGAUCAGCUGCUGUCUGCCAACAAGGAGCACCAGAAGGAGAGCAGCCAGCUGAAGGAGAAGUAUGAGAAGACGUUAAAGAAGUACCAGCAGGAGAUGGAGAAGCUGAAAGCCGUCAAUGAGAAGUAUUCGCAAGAAAUUGUUGACUUAAAGCAUAAGGUUCAGCAGGCCACCAAUGAGAACAUGGGGCUGAUGGACAACUGGAAGUCCAAACUGGACACGUUAGCUUCUGACCACCAGAAGUCUCUGGAGGACCUCAAAGCCACGUUGAACACAGGCCCUGACACCCAGCACAAGGAGAUUGUGGAGCUGAAGGCGGUGGUGGAGAGCAUCAAGAUGGAGCACCAGCUUGAGCUGGAGAACCUGAAGGCAAAGCACGACAUCGAGACGGCUGUUCACAUAAAGGAGAAAGAGAGCCUCAAGCUGAAGCUGCAGGAGGCUGUGGAUGAAGUGGAAAAAAGUAACAGCAACUGGAAAAUGCAGCUGGAAACCAAAAGCAAUCAGCACCUGCUCGAGCUCCAAGAUGUGAAGGACAAGUGUCGGGAUGCUGAGCUGAGGGUGCAUGAACUGGAGAAACUUCACAGCGAAUACAAAGAUCAGACACAAGCAAUAGCUUUCUUGAAAGAGCAGAUUUCUUUAGCUGAGAAGAAGAUGUUGGACUAUGAAACGCUACAGAAAACAGAAGCCCAGAGCAAACAGGAGAUCCACAGAUUGCAGGAAAAAGUGCUUGUCUUAGAGAACAAGCUGCAGUCCAUGGAAGCCUUGCAUCCUUCUCAGCAUGCAAACAUGAUUGAUACUAAUGAUAUUUCAGAAGAGAAGAUAAGGAUGAAGCAGACCAUGGAAGACCUUCAAGACAAACUGAGUAAAAGAGACAAGGAGGUGUCAUCGCUGGUGUCCCAGACUGAAGCCCUAAGGGCCCAAGUAAGUGCUUUGGAAAACAAAUGCAAAACCGCAGAAAAGAAGGCAGAUUCAGUGUUAAAAGAAAAGAAGAGGCUGGAAGGGGAGCUGGAAGCUUUGACCAGGAAAACACACGAUGCUUCGGGGCAGUUGGUCCUGAUCAGCCAGGAGCUCCUCAAGAAGGAAAGGAGCCUGAAUGAGCUGAGAGCAUUGCUGCUGGAGGCAAACCGGCACUCACCUGGGCCUGAGCGUGACCUGAGCCGGGAGGUGCACAAGGCCGAGUGGCGGCUGAAGGAACAGAAGCUCAAAGAUGACAUCAAAGGGCUGCGAGAGAAGCUGGUUGUGCUGGACAAGGAGAAGUCAGUGACGGACCAGAGGCGGUUCUCUCUGAUCGACCCCUCGUCGGAGUCGGAGGUGAUCCGGCUGCAGCACCGCCUGGUCAGCACCGAGGAUGUGCUGCGCAACGCCCUGGAGCAGGGCCACCAGAUGGAGAAGCUCAUGGAAGCCAUGAGGCUUUCCUCGGAGAAAACACAGCCUGUUGGAAAUUCUGGGUCUGCUAAUGGGAUUCACCAGCAGGAUAAAUCCCACAAGCAAGAGGAGAAGCUCUGAUAGAGAAGAGGUGAAGAUGAUCAUUUCAUGCCGGUAUCAGCUCCUGUGCACAGUCAGGAAAAACAAUAUCACAUCUGGCUUUAGCACCUCCAAAAGACUAGACACAGUAUUUUCACUUUAAAGAAGGACAAUGUUUAUAGUGUACUAACAGAUGGAAUCGGGACAAUCCUGGAGCCCAGUUUUCCAAGAUAGCUGUUGUUCCAGGAGGGAGCAGGAAGAUCUCUCUGGGUUUGGUUUCUUACCUGUAUCGGUUUGGACUGUGGAAUUUGUGUUGCUUGAGCUGCCCUUGUCCUACCAGCAGUCUGAAUGAUGGCUGCACCCUAUGGUAGCUGAGGUGUCAGUGAGUCCCAGUAGCCCCACAGGAGCUGCAAAGGGAUUUGCUCAUGGUGUUGAACGCUGAAGCAUGUCCUGAGGCUGCACGCUGCCCACAUGGUCUGUCCCUUCCCUCCCAUUCACCCCAAAGACCUGCACAGUGCAACCUGCUGGGCUGCUGGCUCACUGGGACACUGAGUAGGCUGAGGGAAAUUGGGUGUGCGUGUUUCCUUCCCUGCCUUGUAGAAGACAUAUCUGAUUCUGCAGCGUGGAGGCUUCACUUGGUACUUGCAUCAUAGCGUGUCAUGCGAGAUGGUCUGAUUUCAGAGGGGUUAUUUAUUUUGUUUCUCACCCGCUGCAGUUUGGGGAAGGAGUGGUGGUGUGUCCCUGCAGAGCGCCAGGCAGGGCAGCUCUUCUGAUCCAUUGCAUCUGUAUGGGGGUGGGGGGGUUCAGAGCACCAGACCCAGACAGCAGCUCACCGCUGGGAGCACUCAUGCAGUAGGGGCUGUCUGCAUUUGAUGGCUACAGAAAUCCUGUGUGUGACACGAACACAAGCAAUUGGAGCAGAAGGAAUCCAAGGCGAGAGCCCACACGGCUCUCUGUCUGUCUGUGCACAGCAGUGCAGGCUCAGGCAAGCACCCAAAUUUGCAUCUGGAAUCCUGAGUGCUCAGAGCAGCAGGUGGGUGCUGCUGUGUCCUGCUAUGGCUGUGGUGCUGGCAGGCGAAGGAAGCACGCAGUUUGCUUGGUUGAUUGUUCCUUCUGUUGGAGGCUUUGCUCCUCUCUCCAUCUUUGCGCCAGAGCUCCCAGGGACAUCAGGAUGUGUGCAGUAAGGGGAGAAUGUGCUCUUAAAGCUGUGAGGCAGCACCCCAUGAAAGUCCAGUUCAGAUUCACUGUUGGGUGCUACAGUGAAAACAGGAGAAAUAACAGCAGUCUCUUACCGGGCUUCCCCUGCUUGCCUGAAUCCUCCAGUUCUCAGAAGUUCUCCUGGUACAAUGGGGCUCCUGUGAAAGAGGACAAGACAGAAAAGGGCACUGGGAGAGAUCUGAGCCAGGCUAUGAGCAGAUGAAUGUCACUGCAUGUCAACUUUUUGCCCUCAUUUCCUCUGAAAUUGUGCAAUUUUUGUUAGCGGGUUGCCAGAUUGAUGUCAUGCUGGACCUCGCUCGCUGGUUGCAGGGUUGAUGAGUUCUCCUUCUGUUCAAAGGGAGCAGGAGAGGAGGAGGUGACUUCAGGGAGUGCAGCAGGUCAGCAAACCCAGCUACGUCUGGCUUAAGGAAGGAUGUGGGAUCCAUUGGCUGGAAAUGAUGCUGAUGGGAUCCCAUCCUGCCUGCUGGAAGCGUUUAAUCAGUUCUUACCACCUGGAAGAUUGCCACCAACCUGCCUAGCACUGGGACUUUCCAGGGAACCAAAAUCCUGGUUGGUGUAUUCUGUUGCUCAGGAAAAUCCCGGGGACAGCAUUCCUUGUUCCAGCUUGCAGCAACCAACACCUCAGUGCUGUUCCUGAGAAUUCAGGGUUGGUGUUCCCCAAAGUUCUCCUGAAGUCCCUGCAGCAGCUCCUGGUGCAGUUGGGCGAGCUCCAUUCUUUUGUUACUUAUAUUUUCCAUGAUGGGUUUUUUAGUGACUGCCUCUAUAGGUGAAAGAGUGUUUGAGUUUUCCUCUUCCCUCUUUGAACUCUUGCUCUGUGCAAGGCAGGAUCUCCCAGGAGUGGUUAUGGGGAGCACACUGCAUUAAUUCAUUGCUGCUACAGCUUCUCCAAGGCAGCAGCAGCAGGUGGGGCAGAGGUGGCCUGAAGUGAAUGCUGCUGGUCUUCCCUGGCUGUAUGUAGCUGUGCUGCUCCAUGCAGCCAAAGCAGGAGGUGGGGGCUCUCCUGGCCAUGCUGACAUGGGCAGCAGGGUGUAACUUGGUCCUUGUGUGCAGGGCUGUGGGAGCUGCUCGCUGGGCACAGGACGUGCUGUCACACAUCUGGGUUCCACCUCAGCACUGAGAUGUGGCUGGGGCUGAGGUGGGACCUCUGCUGGGACCCCCAGGGGCAGGCAGACCCCAAACCAGGGACACGCUGGGAAAAGGGCAAGGAGGAUGUUCCCCAGCCCCUCUAUUUAUUUGUAAGUUUAAUUGCUAUUUUUGCCUAUAUGUGGUGGUGUAUAAAGUAUUUCACAAUAUUCGGUCUUACUGGCUUCGUUCUUUGGGGGAGAUGUCCAAGGGCAUCGCAGCACGGAUGCACCCAUCCCUUGUUGGUGGCCAGGGACCAGCCCUGUUUGUGCCUUUAUUCCAUCUCCAGCCCCGAGGGCGGUGCGGGGGCUGCGUCCCACCUCGCUCCCACCCUGCUGAGUGAUGGGCUUCUGCUGAAGGCUGAGACAUUGUCAGGUACACCACAUCUGUUUGGUGAUUCCUUCUCUCUAACCCUCUUGACCAAAGGGAAAAAAAAAUGGCUAAAUCAGUGUUGGGUGAGUUCAGCUUUAUCCUUCCUGCAGUCCCCGAGCUGAGGGAUGGGUGCUGAGGCUCUGUGCCGUUGCCUCCCCCCCUCUGCCUUGCAGUAGAGAAUGCAUGAGGGUUUUGUUAUAACAAAAAGAUGCAAAUGACACUGUAGAAGUCUUAACAGAAAUUCCAGUACUCCGUUGUUCUGCAGCUUUAGCAGCUCAGCACUACCUUGUAGGGAAUGAUUAAUACACUAAGAUCCUAUAGGCCUCAUGUAAGUUACCAGAAUAAAGAUGUUACUAGAUGUAUAAAUGGAUGAUAACCUUUUACCCGUACAGUAUGUAUGACAAUUUUGUAGAUUAGUCAUUUUUUGGCUAUCAGAUUUUGUUAGUAUGAUAUAUAUAAAAAAAAAAAAAAAAAAAAAGGUUUGACUGCUAAUGUCUAUUUUGUUAUUUGAUUCAUUUUAUUUCUUCUGUACAAAAGCUGUACAAAUCUCAGUCUGUGUAACUCCUCCCCAUCUGUAUCCAUGUACAACCCCCCCCCCCUCCUGGCUUGCUGCUGUUGGUGAGCUCAUUACUAAACAAUAAAAUCUGUGGCUGACUUUGGGCCCUAGUGCUGCUGUCCUCCCCAACAGCCCAAGGCCCCUGAGGCUUUGUUUUUUCCCAGUGUCCUUACUCUGGGUGUGGAGUGUUGGGGUCUCCCUUAAGAGUUGGAUUUGGGCUGCAGGGUCCCUUGGUCACCACAUUGCUUGUUUGCUCAGGGACCGAUAGCAUCCAGCAACUGUUGGCUUUGCUGGCUCCCAGUGCUUGAAAGGAGAACAAUUCUGGGAUGUUGAGCCCUGUGAUGUGCUCAUUGCUUCUGUCACUGAGCAGAGAAGGCUCAGGGGAGAGCUGAUAGCAGCCUUUCAGUAUCUGAUGGGAGGAGGCUUUUUAGUGGGGUCUGCUGUGAACAGACAAGGAGAAAUGGUUUCAAACUAAAAGAGAGCAGAUUCCGACUGAAUAUAAGAAAAAGGGUCAUGAACCUGGAACAGGUUGCCCAGAGAUUGAUGUUGGGGUGGUUGUUGCAGUGGAUGCCCCAACCUUGGAGACGUGUGAGGUUUUAAGGUCAGCCUGCUCAUUGCAGGGAGGUUGGGCUGGAUGGCUGAAACAAAUCCUUCAGUGAUUCUAUAAAAUCAUUUACAGGAUGAUGGGGAUGGAGCCAAAGCCUUGUCCCUCUCUGGGUGUCCAUCUGGGUGCCUCUGUCAGGAUGGCACCCUAAACCUGGCUGUGUUUACCAUGCAUUUUGCCUUUAGGGGCUGCUGCUCUUAGCACUACUCAGGGCACCCAGGCCCUGCCUCAGGGCUUUGCUUUCUUGUAGCUCUGCUGUGCAGUUCAUCAGCUGCAAUCAGGUGCCCAAACCCCUGCUAUCUCCCAGAGAUAACACUGCAGCGUGCGCCUUUGUUUGCAGACACAACAUUUCAGUGCCGUUAAUCGUUCAGCGAAGAUUAAUAAAACAUGAAGUUUAAAGAUGCCUAAAUCACAGUGGGGGAGCUGGUAAUCUCUGCCAACAAUAAUAUUUGCACUUUAUUUUCCUCUUCCCGUGGAGCCAAGGAGCGGAGCACCACCAGCGCACAGCAGGAUGGGGAUGUGGGUUCAGCUAUGGGCUGGGAGGGGGAAAAGAAAGAGUUGGUGACCCCUAUAUGGGGACACAUGGAGAGGACUUCUCUAUGUGGAUGCAGCCGUGGGGUACAUCCCUAUGAGUUGUCUCCUUGAGAAGGGAUGGAUGUAAGAAGGGCACCCAUGGACCAUCCACGGUGUAAUUCUGCAUCUGCGUGCUGUCUCGGUGCUGAAUGGCACCAGAAACAAACUUUUUUUCCAUCACAAGGGUGUAUCUUCCCCACCUCUCUCCUGUCUAACAAGCAUCCCUGUCAAAAUAGCUUAUUUCCUUCCAGAACAAAAAGUCACCUGAAUACAUUUGGAAGCUGUGUUGCACUAUCGGAGUAAUCAGAAUUUAAUUUGAUGCAGUCAAGGCUCUAAAAAGAUGUUAUCAAGGGGAACAUCAAAGCUGGAUUCCUGCACUUGGAAAUGCAGUUGGAAUGCUUAGUCCAGAUUUCUUGUUUUAUCAGAAGCUUUCA
Molecule: messenger RNA, 9159 nt
Organism: Phasianus colchicus (ring-necked pheasant)
Lineage: Eukaryota; Metazoa; Chordata; Aves; Galliformes; Phasianidae
Source: RefSeq, a predicted model, not a curated record